Molecule: messenger RNA, 657 nt
Organism: Seriola aureovittata
Lineage: Eukaryota; Metazoa; Chordata; Actinopteri; Carangiformes; Carangidae
Gene: uqcr11
Product: cytochrome b-c1 complex subunit 10
Exons: 3
Coding region: 75-245 (56 amino acids)
Biological process (GO): mitochondrial electron transport, ubiquinol to cytochrome c
Cellular component (GO): mitochondrial inner membrane
Source: RefSeq, a predicted model, not a curated record
CAAUCGAAAAUCGGAAGUUCUUUUCAGUUUCUAAAGCGGCGGGUCCAGCGUUAGGAGGACUUAUUUCAGCCAAAAUGAUCAGUAAAAUGGUCGGUCAGAAGUAUGUGGCCAUAGCCAAGUCAUGGAUCCCAACUCUGGCUGUAUGGGGCACAGCUGGAGGCGUAGCUCUGGUCCACUUCACAGACUGGCGAUUGUUUUUGGAUUAUGUUCCUUACAUCAGCGGCAAAUUCAAAAAGGACGAGUAGUGGCACACAGGUCAGUGCUGUUUUACUACACAAAGACUUGAAUAAUGAACAAGAACUGCUGCAGCCGAUACCUUGCACUGUUGUCCACCUGAAUGCCAGGCCACUGGAAAGCCUGUCGUCUUCAUCCUGCAGCUCAGUCAACAUUGAAUUGUUCCCCAUCAACAUCCAAUUGAAAUGUACCAGGGUUUGGCAUUUCAACUUCCCUCCACCAGUGAAAACAUGAAUGGAAGAAAAAUGAAAACGGAGAUGAUAUAUGGACUUUUCUUUUCCUUUCCUGUUGGGUUGGGUUCAGAUAUUUAUUUUAAUCAUCAGUCCCCUGUGUACCAUGGAUCAAAACAAAUAAAAAUCUGUCAUUCAUGUCAUGCUGUAAUUGUUUUGAAGAGAAGAAGUAAAGUAUGUGAGAUUUACCUCA